AUGGUUCGCUCCACCUCGCACUACCGCUACUGCGCGUCCAAGGCGCUCUCGGCUCGCUGCCUCGUAGUGCCGGGCGUGGGCGGCAAGUGGAACAUGCUACUUUUGCUGCCCACAGAUCGACGCGGUGUGCACGCCGUGGAGUACCGGCUGGACGCCGAGGCGCUGCAGCAGGCAGUGAGUAGUUGCGAGGAGACGCUCGUUGAACUGAGCAUGCCCAACAUCGAGCUCGAGAGCUCCGUGUCACUGCGGGAAGUGCUCAAGCGGGCCGGCCUGGCCGAUCUGUUCGUCCCGGAGAAGGUCGACCUCAGCAACCUGUUUAAAGAGGGUGGCGAGCAGCUUACCGAGUUCGUCCACAAGGCCAAACUCGAGGUCAGCAAGGUGGGCCACGAAGGGGAGUACCACGGCGUCACGGUAUUCACGGAAAAUUGCGAAUACCCCAGCGCGCCUAUCGAGUUUCACGUGAACCACCCAUUCGUGUUCGUGCUGUACGAACCGGUCAGCAACACGACCCUCUUCAUCGGGAGGGUCGUCGAUCUAAUUUGGUAG
Rhipicephalus sanguineus (brown dog tick) is the source of this 546-nucleotide messenger RNA. Its product is annotated as serpin B3. The transcript has a single exon. Gene Ontology annotation, molecular function: serine-type endopeptidase inhibitor activity. NCBI's taxonomy places the organism in Eukaryota, Metazoa, Arthropoda, Arachnida, Ixodida, Ixodidae. The record is from RefSeq and is a predicted model, not a curated record. The coding region runs from base 1 to 546 and encodes 181 amino acids.